Messenger RNA from Paramecium pentaurelia, 1331 nucleotides. Lineage: Eukaryota; Ciliophora; Oligohymenophorea; Peniculida; Parameciidae. The record is from the annotation of a GenBank genome assembly.
AAUGACUAACAUUACAAAUUUAGAUAAAUGGGUCUAAAAAUAAAACUACACAUUGAUCUUUUUUACACGUGAUGAUUGUAAUCAUUGUCAAAGAUUGGAAGAAGAAUUAGAAAAGGCAUCUGAAAUGAUUAAUGUUGGUACUCCUGGAAGUAUUGGUAUUCCAGUAGCUAAAAUUAAAAAUUAUGAACUUAAUAGAUAUCCUGUCUUAAGACUAUAUGUAAAAGGACUAUACACAGAACAUUCAGGUGAAUGGGAAUAGAAAAAAUUAGAAUCAUGGACAGAUAUAAGAGCAUUAUCAUAUAUAUCAGAAUCUGAUUCAGAACCAACAAUAAGAUGGAUCCAUGAGUCUCAUAAUAUUAGUGUUUUAGUUUUCAAUAACUCAUUUAAGUAAGAAUUGAAAUGGCUUAAAACACUUAAACAUCAUAUUCAUUUUACUUAUACUACCUUACCAAAUGCUCGAUCAAUACUCAAUGUUGGAGAAGAAACUACACUUGUAAUGUUCACAGAAAAGGGUAUUAAUAGAUAUGAUUAUGAUGGUGAAAUAACUUAUGAAAAAGUCUUUAAAUUUGUUGAGGAUCAUGAAGAAAAAUAUUAUUAAGAAUUUACCCAAGAUGCUAUUGAAACUGCUUUUUAUGAACCUAAAAAACCAGUAUUAUUCAUUUUUGAUGAAAAAGAUUAUAGAGAUUUAGCUAAAACACAUUAAAAGGAGUAAUAAUAAUAAUAUAAAUAUUUAGAAUUAAUACAAUAUUAGUUAAGUAAGAUUAAGUGACAGAUAGAAUAUUGAAUUUCUUAGGAAUUAAAGGUAUUUAACGUCCUUUAGCUGUUAUUUAUGAUUAAAAUCAUUCUUAAAAGAAAUAUAGAUCAUAAUUCUCUGAAUUAAGUGAAGUUAGAAAAUUUGUGAAUAAUUUUCUUAAUAAUAAAUUAGAACCAUAUUAUAAAAGUUAAACACCAGUUAAAAAUGAAAAUUGGGAAAAAUAAAUAUUAACAAUAGUAGGUGAAGAUCUGCCUAAACAUGAUAAUAUUUUUAUCUAUUUUUAUUCAAGUUGGUGUAAAGUAUGCUAAUAAUUUACUCCUAUUUUUGAAUAACUAUUUAAAAAAUAUAGAGGAUAAAAAGCUUUUGGUAUGUUUGAUGCAAGUGAAAAUGAAGUAAAUUAAUAAUUUAUUAUUUUUUAGGUCAAAGAUUAAUUCAUUAAAGAAGUUCCAAUGAUUAGAUGGUACAAUUCUUAAACAAGAUAAGUUGUUACAUUUGAUGGACCAUUAACAUUAGAUGCUCUUAGUGAAUUUAUAGAUAAAUAAGGAAAAAAAUAGGUUUCUGAUGAUUUAUGAUGUGU